Messenger RNA from Hydatigera taeniaeformis, 2889 nucleotides. The record is from the annotation of a GenBank genome assembly. NCBI's taxonomy places the organism in Eukaryota, Metazoa, Platyhelminthes, Cestoda, Cyclophyllidea, Taeniidae.
AUGGUUGAUUGCCUUCAAAACGACUCGAUUCCAGCUGGUGUUGUCUUCAACGAAGACGGAACGGUGAAACUGGGAUAUGGCUGUCUUUCAGCAGCUAUUCAGAGAUGCAUGCUAAGCGAUCAUGUGGAGUAUGACAUUCAGCUGAAGCAUCCAAAAGGCUACACGUGGUGUGUCACAAGGAGAUAUCGGGAGUUCAGGGUUCUUCAAAAGGUCUUACAGUCGAAGUACGAUCUGGCACAAGAUCAGGUAGCUACGUUGCCGGGCAAAAAGUUUUUCAACAACCUCUCCCCAGCGUUUGUACAGCAGCGAAGUCUUGAAUUGGAAGAGUAUCUCAACAGGCUUCUCUCGUACUACACCCUUCCUCCGCCACCUCUUGCCAGCUUCAUUGAUUGGGAAAGAUACGACGUUCAUGGGAUAACAAAUUCACUGGCUCGACAAUUGUCAAAGGAUGGGGAAAAGAUAUUGAGCUCAGGAGAGGUCUUUGUCAUGAACGUGUAUCAAGUGAGCGCAAUCAACCAGCGCAUGAAGUCACCGGUCUCGGAGAAUCUUUUCAACAGAGCCGACGAGGAUUUUGGCUGCGUAGUGAAAUUCAUUGCUCAAAUAAAACGCCUCAAGUUGAACAAUGUGGAUUUGGCAAGUAUGCGUGGCUUUGAGCACAUAAAAGCCACAGUUAUUCAAUUGGUUGUCCACCACAGCCUUAAAAACCUCAAGAAUCUUAUGUUGGGCGACCUUUUUGCCGCAGGAGGUGGGAACUGGGUCUACGGGGAGAAUCCAGUGCCAACUCUACCUUGGGAUCAAAUUAAAAUUGCCGAUUUCUCUAAUAACUUUCUUCACAUUAUUGACCAAACCAUUGCUCUCCUACCGAAUGUUGAGAUUCUCAAUCUCUCAAACAAUCUUCUCACUGAACUCGCACCUCUUUCGUCAUUAUCACGACUGCGAGUGCUCUACCUGUCUGACAACCAGCUCUACAUAGGUGAGGAGACGAAUCCGUGUUCAGUCGAAGUUUGCGAGGAUGAGGCGGACGUUCUAGAGGGCCUUGUACUUGCCUCCUCCGCUGGCACCAUCGAUUCUGCCACGGAGCAACCCAGAUCCCGUCAGACGCCGCUGAAGUCACUUCGUGAACGCCUUGGUGAGGUCCAAGUUCUUGUACUCGCUAAAAAUGGCCUUCGCUCAGCAAAUCUUGUGGAAGGCCUUUUUAGCCUUCAGCAUCUAGACCUUUCGGACAAUAAGAUUGAUUCGUUUGAAGAGCUGGUUUGUUUGGGUGAACUGCCACAUUUGAACUCCCUGGAACUGACGGGAAAUCCGAUCUGUGAUCAUGCCUACUACCGACGAAAUGCGUUGAAUGUUUUGGGUCCGCGAUUUCCAUUGAUUGUCUUAGACGGAAAAAGAGUUACCGCGAAAGAAUGUGAGAAUGUCCGACUUUAUCAGGCCCUCAUGAAAGGGGGUGUCGUGUCCCAGCCGGCUGCGCUGGAUAACUUAAAAUCAGCAGCUCCUCCAGUAUUAUCUACGAGUUCAUCUAACCUGAUAUUGAAUCAACAAAACUGCGUAAAUAUUCCAAUCCAGGCUAGUGAUACGACUGAGCCUAAUCACACACCAGUUCAUGAAAAUAAAAUUGAACUGCCUUCUGAGGGAACUAUGGAUUUCGUCUCGAGCAAGGACUUCAAAUCCAGCUCUCCUCGAGUGAAUGUGCCGGUAGAUGGAAUUGACUAUUUUCGCAAUGUGUCUGAUGAAGCGGUUACGGAUUCGCUCUCGAAACCUUCUGAAAUUGGUCUGAAUUCACAAAGAACUGAUAUUUCGCAUCAUAACACACAAGCAUCUGAGAGUUUGCAUUCAGAAUCUUUCCAAAAGACAGACAUUUCAGCGGCUGAAAAUUUUCAUGUUCACCAUGAACGCAAUCCUUCAUCAGUUUCGGUCGAAGAACAUACCGAGGCUUGUGAGUCUCAGUCAGCUACACACCAGGACUAUUCCUCUACUAAACAGCCGUGUAUGGAACAAAUCGAGGAAUGCACUCAAAUAACCAAAGAAAUAAAUAGAAAUUUGGACGGGGAGGAGCUGGAUCCCUCCGGAAUUCACCAAAUGUCUUCUGAUGUGAUGUUCGAGUCUUUACAAUCCAAGGCAGUCGACAUUUCUGAUAACACCUACGAAGAGGAUCCUUCACUUCUUUAUCAAUCUACUUUAGCUGAAUCUAAAGACAUCACAGGCGACCUCACUAAUGUGAUUGGAUCGCACCAUGACACACAAGUCGAUUUUCCUACUGAACAAUUUAAUGACAACAAAUCAUUAUCACAGAGUGGAUCGGCUAUUUAUGCGGAAAAAUGUGCUAGGUCUGUUUCGAACCUAGACUCGACGCUUUCAUCGAGCACUCACGAAACCGAACUAAAAAUGUCGCCUAAUGAGCCCCAAGUAUCAGUCAUAGAAAACCAACAACUUGAUUCCUCCACUGGGAAGUCAUCGAAAGAGCCCAACAUAGAGUUGCCACCGUCACUUGCAAAACAGAGUGAACCAGAUAAUGUGAUGGAGGACGCAAGUGACCCAGAUUUGGUGAAUAGUAAUUCAGUGUGCUAUAAUAUUUUGGACCCCAAAAAUGAGCACUCAUCUGUUGAAAAGCAAGAAGAAAAGGAAUCCGAGGUUUUACAAUCCAUAGAACGGUCUUCUGUGGAUGCUCGAGAUCAAACAGCCGAUAUUUCCAAUGGUGAUCCUGAGAGUGCGCCUUCCAGCCUUCAUCGUUCACCACCACCUGGGCGUUUGGUGUCAGUAACAGAAUUUACGGUAAGUGAUGAUCCCUCCAUGUCAUUCCCUGACUCGCGAAAAUCAUCGGGCGAAAAAUUGGACUCUAAUCUUGACUCCUUCCAAAAGCCUGAGGGAGAUACUUCGUCGUCAUCUCAAUAG